AAGCCAAUAUUUUUAUAUCAUUCUCUCGCCAUAAUAGCACGAAAAAAGUUAAGUAUCGGUUUUGGAAAAUAUCGUUCCGUUGUUGAGAAAAUUAAUUUUUUUGAAACAGGUAGCAAAAAACAAGGAAUGUCGCUUGUAUUUUGCAGUUUUCAUUGUUAAACUCCUAUUUUUCCGCAUAACUAAUGUCAUAUUUGGAAUCAGCAUAAAACACUGAAUUGAUUCAUAUGUGUUACAGUAGUUUUGGACAACUUUCAUUUUUCCGCAAAAAUCUCGGUCGAAAAGUUCGAAAUUUAUUAUGGGCAUAUGUCUAGCAGUUUACUAAGAUAAUAAUACUUUCGUUGGGUUUGGUGACCAAAUCAAACCCAAAGUGUUUAGGAUUACAAAUCCCAAAUCUUUACCAAACCUAAACCCACCAAACACAAAUAUCCGGGUUUGGUGCAUCCCUAGAUUGCACAAAUUCCGGUUUUCAGAUUGUACAGUAGAUGUGAGUCAUCGUGAUCACUAAUCUGGUGAGUCAUUGCGAUGUCUCAUUAUAUUGUCGUGUUGUCCUGCCAAAAACAUUUUUGCAAAAAUUCACCGUGAAAUAAUUAAAAUGAAUAAGUGAAUGUAACUCGUUAUAAUGACUUUGUGCUAAAGUGCAACCCCCCCGUAAUAGAAGCCCCGGGGGGUUCUAAACUGUCUAAGCGUUGAAACCUUUUGAGGGGGGCUUCUAAUAGGUCCCACUAUUAUUCAAGGGUUUCACGCACAAAAAUUUUGUAACAAUUUUUAGGAUUUUCCAUAGCUUUUCAAAGGAAUUUCGAGAUUCUCAUGCUGGUAUGUAAAAUUUAAAAGAGUUUUUACCUUAAAAUUCUAAAAAUUGGACAGUUUUUACUUUAGAAAUACUGAUAAAACUUUCCGAAAAUUUCAAAAUUUUUUUCAAAUAAGAGGGGCUUCUACUACAUUUUUCAUAUCGAUCUCUCCAAGGGAGUUGGAUGUCUGAAAAUCGAUCUCACUAAAUGUUUUAAGAUUCGGUGGAGUCCGAACAAAGAGAAAAGGUCCUUUCGUUUGGACUUUCAAUAUAUAUAGCGUCUAUAAUUGUUUUCUGUUCCUUUAGAAUUACUUGAUCGAAUAGAAAAACGGAAAGUCAGCGUAGGUGGCAGAAUUCGAUUUAGUGGCGCGAGAACUGGAGGAGCUCGUACAAGCGGUACACGAACAUCAGGGGGUAUAAGAAGUAUUAUUCGUGGUUCAAGUGGUUCAUCAUCUAGAAGUAGCAGGUCGAAUCAAUAUACAAAUAGAAAUACCGGACAACGUUAUAAUCAACCAGCUGGCACAUCUUGGUCGCGUAAUGCGUUUUUAUUUUUGUCAGUAUCACGAGUAUAUUCUCAUCGAUCCUCUGCAGCAUAUCGUCGCUCUGCUUAUUCAUCAACACCAUCCCCAACGUCAGUUUAUUAUUGUACAAACGCGAUAACAGAACAAGAGAUCGAAUGUAGUACAGUAAAUGAACAAGAUGAAUGUUGUGAUAAGGAUCAAACUAAUGGUACACUUGGCGUUGAGUGUUGUGGAGGAGCCCUACCUGAUGAUUGGGAUUUGAAUAAAUCAGUUAAAAAAGCGUAA
Messenger RNA from Didymodactylos carnosus, 1593 nucleotides. The record is from the annotation of a GenBank genome assembly. Lineage: Eukaryota; Metazoa; Rotifera; Eurotatoria; Philodinida; Philodinidae.